Aspergillus candidus is the source of this 783-nucleotide messenger RNA. Its product is annotated as acetoacetate decarboxylase family protein. Lineage: Eukaryota; Fungi; Ascomycota; Eurotiomycetes; Eurotiales; Aspergillaceae. The record is from RefSeq and is a predicted model, not a curated record. Gene Ontology annotation, molecular function: lyase activity. The transcript has a single exon. The coding region runs from base 1 to 783 and encodes 260 amino acids.
AUGACUCUGCUUCCUGGAAACGUCCCCUCGGCGACCUUGAAUGUCCCUGUCCCAAUCUCCGCCCCGCCGUACCCGACACCACCCAAGACCAUGCAUUGGAGCGGUAUCAGCUCCGUCAUCAUGAAGUACCGCACAGAUGGCAAUCUUGUGCGCGACCUCAUCCCCUCCAAUCUCUCAGUCGAACAAUCUCCCGUUGUAACAAUCAUGUUCGUCGACUACGGGGACUCGCCUAUGGGCACCUGUCAUGAAGUCAUCCAAUUUGUGGAAGUGGUCUACAACGGCCAGAAGUAUAACUACUCCAUGUUCCUGGUCCUGGAUAACCAAAUUGCGGUCUACAUUGGCCGAGAGGUCUUUGGCUUCCCAAAAGUAUUGGGCCAGGUGGAUUUCAACCCUAAACAGGCAGACUCAAGGAAUGCCAUCCGAGGAAGCUGCACAGCUCACACGGACACAAGCGGGCCAGUGGUGGAAUCUUCCUUCACGCCGGCCAACCGCCAGUGUGCCCAUGGUCCGCUGCAUCCCGGGAGUGAGGGGAGCCCGGUUUUGAAUUUGAGGCUUAUUCCGUCUUCGGUGCCCGGAGGUCCCCCUUCGGUCCGCGAAUUUGUGGAGGUUGAUUUCAGUCUGCAGGAUGGGGAGGUCUGGGAAGGAGACUGGGACUUGAAACUCCCAUCGCUGGCGGACUCGGACUCUUUCCAUAAACUGCCGGUGGUGGAGCGUCUGUCUGGCCAUCUUGUUCGGAAUAGCACGUCGACUGUGACUCUUGGGGACCAGGCUUUUGGAUUUUAG